CUCUGUGCCAGCAGCUAAUACUCAGAAACCUAACUUGCUACACAUGGAGAGGCAUCUGUUUCUCAUACAUUGGAUUUCACUUUCUUAAAACAUUACAUUCAUGUAUACAGCCUGCUGCCUGCUAUCUGGAGAAAGAGUGGAGUAUUUAGCUGACAUCUGAGAAGAAGGAAUAUUGCUGGAACAGUUGAGUUUUGUGCUGAAGACUUCAUGACUGAAAAUAAUCUGCUAUCUUCAAGAAAUAAAAAGAUGCAAUAAAAAAGGACAAACUAUCUGUUGUUCAUAGACAAGUUUUUUUUUAUGUCUUGUGUAUUAGAGCAGUUAUAUGCACUAUAUGAGGCAGCACUUGCAUCUCAAUAGAAAGGGCUCAGUCUUGGUCUAGUACAAGUUACUGAAGAAAGGACGGUACCUAGAGGCUUCUUAUAGAGUACAGAAUAAUAAGGUGCAGGAGCCAUGCAGACAACGUUUCGGGGCUUUCAUCUCCUUCUCAAGCUGACCACUGUAUUAAUUCUCCUGGGAUUGUUCCGAGUUUUGUUAGCGGAUAUGUACAGCUCCAUGCUAAGUAUCCAGCAGGCUCUGACCACCGAGCGGGUCCUACUGCAGCACCUGAAGACUUAUAUCGAGCAGGAAAGUCACAGGCUCAAUGACUUGAGAAGGUUCUAUGAGAAGGUUGACGCAUUUCACCAUGGAGCAGACACUCCAAUAGCAGACCCUAUUCAUGCCUACACCCUGUUAAAGAGGCUGCAGUUAGAAUGGAUGAAUGUGGUACACAGCCUGGAGGCCAGCGAGAAUAUCCAAGCCCUGCAGAAUGGCUAUGAGCAGGUGAGCAAGUAUCUGCCCAUAACUGAGGAUGUUGAAGGUGCUGCCAAAGCACUUAUGAGGCUGCAGGAUGUCUACUCACUGAACGUGAAGGGUUUGGCGAAAGGAAUGUUUCAAAGAGACAUCAGCUCAGACCUUAGGUUCCUCUACAGCCCAGAGCAACUCUCUGCUAUGUCUGCAGACGACUGCUUUCAUAUUGGAAAGACUGCCUAUGACAUGGAAGAUUACUAUCACUCUAUACCCUGGCUGGAGGAAGCUGUAAGCCUGUUUAGAGCCUCUCAUGGGAACUGGUUUACUGAGGAUGAAGGGAGCCUGCAAGAUGCUCUGGACUAUCUGGCAUUUUCCUACUAUAAAACAGGAAAUAUUUCUCACGCUUUAGAUCUCUCCAGGGAGUGUCUGCUAUACGAUCCAGACAAUGGAAGAGUGGCUCAGAAUGUAGCAAAAUACGAAAGGAUUUUAGAGGAGAAAUCUGAAAGUUCAGAGGUUGAAGAAGCCAAAGUACAGAGGCCUAAUGUCACCCACCUAAGGACAAGAGACCUGUACGAAGGGCUGUGUCAGAAUUUAGGAUCCCAGCCGAUGCUCUACAAAGAUCCCAGGAUGUUGUGCUCCUAUGUAACAAACAACCACCCUCGGCUAAUACUCCAGCCCGUGAAGAGAGAGCUAGUCAGUCUAUACCCAUACGUUGUCCUUUACCAUGAUUUUGUCAGCGACAGGGAGGCUGAGAUAAUAAAGGGCAUCGCAUCUCCUUGGUUGCAGAGGUCUGUGGUCGCCUCUGGUGAAAAGCAGUCAGAGGUGGAAUAUCGUAUCAGCAAGAGUGCUUGGCUAAAGGACACUGCUCACCCAGUCAUCAGGAAAAUGGAUAACCGCAUUGCAGCUAUUACUGGCCUAAAUAUUCUGCCUCCCUAUGCUGAGUACCUACAGGUGGUGAAUUAUGGGAUAGGUGGACAUUACGAGCCUCAUUUUGACCAUGCCACAUCCAGAAAGAGCCCCCUGUACAGAACAAACACUGGAAAUCGCUUGGCCACAUUUAUGAUCUAUCUCAGUUCAGUGGAUGCUGGAGGAUCAACAGCCUUUAUUUAUGCUAAUUUCAGUACCCCGGUGGUAAAGAACGCAGCUCUGUUCUGGUGGAAUCUGCACAGAAACGGAAAAGGAAACGAGGAUACACUGCAUGCCGGCUGCCCCGUGCUGAUAGGAAAUAAAUGGGUGGCUAAUAAAUGGAUUCAUGAGCACGGACAGGAGUUCAAUAGACCAUGCUCAGUAAAUCCUGCAGACUGAAGGCUCCUGAGUUGUAGUAGAAAUUCAGAGACAGAGGUUGGAGAUAGAGGACCUCCCAAGUCUGCACUAGCUGAGCAAUUGGAUUUCCCCCCAAGCUUGUUAUAGCCAAGGAAUGAAGAAAGAGGCACAAAGACAAAGUCUCAAUAGCUAGAUCUCCUUACAGAAUCUGGCACCCAAAGCAAACAAGACGCACUGCAGUAAAUUAACAGAUUGUGUGUAUCAAAGAGGAGAUGAACAAAUGAAGACAAGAAGUAUUCAUUGCUGUAAGAAAGUCUGGAGUGCAAGGACUGGGGCUUACCAUGUGGUGCUGGCAAUGGUGAUAGAUAUUAUUUGCUGCAAGGAAUGACAGGGGGUGUCAUGUGUCCUGGGGGUGCAGUGUGCCCUAGGGAAUAGGGGAAUCCAUGUCCUAUAGGAAAAGGGCGUUUUUUGCCAUAUGUAAUUAUUGGGUAUCAUAGGGAUGUAGGAAAUGGGGUGUGCUACAGAGAAUGGGGGUGCCUUGUGUCCUAGGGGAUGCAGUGUUCCUAUUGGAAAAUGGGCAUUUUCCAAUAGGAGGAACUGUGUACUGCAGGGAAUUGUAGGAGCUGUGUGCUGCAGGAAAUGGGAGGACCUGUGUACUUCAGGGAAAAGGAGGAGCUGUAUGCUGCAGGGAAUAGGAGGAGCUGUAUGCUGCAGGAAAUGAGAGGAACUAUGUACUGCAGGGAAUAGGAGGAGCUAUAUGCUGCAGGAAAUGGGAAGAACUUUGUACUGCAGGGAAUUGGAGGAGCUGUAUGCAGCAUCAAAUGGGAGGAACUGUGUACUGCAGGGAAUAGGAGGAGCUGUGUGCUGCAGGAAAUGGGAGGAACUGUGUUCUGCAGGGAAUCUUAGGAGCUGUAUGAUGCAGGAAAUGGGAGGACCUGUGUUCUGCAGGGAAUAGGAGGAGCUGUGUGCUGCAGGAAAUGGGAGGAACUGUGUACUGCAGGGAAUCUGAGGAGCUGUGUGCUGCAGGAAAUGGGAGGAACUGUGUACUGCAGAAAAUGGGAGGACUUGUGUGCUGCAGGGAAUAGGAAGAGCUGCAUGCCGCAGGAAAUGGGAGGACUUGUGUGCUGCAGGGAAUAGGAAGAGCUGCAUGCCGCAGGAAAUGGGAGGACUUGUGUGCUGCAGGGAAUAGGAGGAACUGCAUGCUGCAGGAACUGUGUGCUGCAGUGAAUUGGAGGAGCUGUGUGCUGCAGGAAAUGGGAGGAGCUGUGUGCUGCAGGGCAUAGGAGGAGCUGUGUGCUGCAGAAUAUGGGAGGAACUGUGUGCUGCAGGAAAUUGGAGGAGCUGUGUGCUGCAGGAAAUUGGAGGAGCUGUGUGCUGCAGGGAAUGGGAGGUGCUGUGUGUGCUGCAGGGAAUGGAGGGUGUUGUGUGCUGCAGGGAAUGGCAGGAGCUAUGUGCUACAGGGAAUGGGGGGUGUUGUGUGCUGCAGGGAAUGGAGGUGUCUGUUGUGUGCUGCAGGGAAUAAGGGUGUCAUGUGCUGCAGAGAGUGAGGGUGUUGAGUGCUGCAGGGAAGGGGGGUGCUGUGUGCCGCAGGGAGUGAGGGUUCUGUGUGCUGCAGGGAAUGUGGGGCCCUGUGUGUGCUGCAGGGAAUGGGGCUGCUGUGUGUUCUGCAGGGAAUGUGGGUGCUGUGAGUGCUGCAGGGAAUGAGGAUGCUGUGGGCUGCAGGGAAUGAGGGUGCUGUGUGUGCUGCAGGGAAUGGGAGUGCUGUGUGCUGCAGGGAAUGAGGGUGCUGCAGGGAAUGGGGGUGCUGUGUGCUGCAGGGAAUGAGGGAGCUGUGUGCUGCAAGAAAUGAGGGAGCUGUGUGCUGCAGGGAAUGGGGGUGCUAUGUGCUGCAGGGAAUGGGGGUGUUGUGUGCUGCAGGGAAUGAGGGUGCUGUGUGCUGCAGGGAAUGAUGGAGCUGUGUGCUGCAGGGAAUGAGGGUACUGUGUGCUACAGGGAAUAAGGGUGAUGUGUGCUGCAGGGAAUGGGGGUGCUGUGUGCUGCAGGGAAUGAGGGAGCUGUGUGCUGCAGGGAAUGGGGGCUGAUGUGUGCUGCAUGGAAUGGGGGGUGCUGUGUGCUGGAGGGAAUGAGGGUGCUGUGUGCUGCAGAUAAUAGGGGUGCUGUGUAAUGCAGGAAAUGAGGAUGUUGUUUGCUGUAAGGAAUAAGGGAGCUGUGUGCUGCAGGGAAUGGUGGUUGUGGUGUGCUUUAGGGAAUGAGGAUGCUGUGUGCUGCAGAGAAUGGGGGUGUUGUGUGCUGCAGGGAAUGGGGGUGUUGUGUGCUGCAGGGAAUGGGGGUGUUGUGUGCUGCAGGGAAUGAGGGAGCUGUGUGCUGCAGGGAAUGGGGGGUGCUGUGUUCUGCAGGGAAUGAGGGAGCUGUGUACUGCAGGAAAUGGGGGUGCUGUGUGCUGCAGGGAAUUGGGGGGUGCUGUGUGCUGCAGGGAAUGAGGGUGCUGUGUGCUGCAGGGAAUAAGGGUGCUGUGUGCUGCAGGGAAUGGGGAUGCUGUGUGCUGCAGGGAAUAAGGGUGCUUUGUGCUGCAGGGAAUGGGAGGUGCUGUGUGCUGCAAGGAAUGGGGGAUGCUGUGUGCUGCAAGGAAUGGGGGAUGCUGUGUGCUGCAAGGAAUGGGGGGUGCUGUGUGAUGCAGGGAAUGAGGGUGCUGUGUGCUGCAGGGAAUGGGAGGUGCUGUGUGCUGCAGGGAAUGGGGGUGCUGUGUGCUGCAAGGAAUGAGGGUGCUGUGUUCUGCAGGGAAUGAGGGUGCUGUGCUCUGCAGGGAAUGAGGGUGCUGUGCUCUGCAGGGAAUGAGGGAGCUGUGUGCUGCAGGGAAUGAGGGUGCUAUGUUCUGCAGGGAAUGAGGGUGCUGUGUUCUGCAGGGAAUUGGGUGCUGUGUGCUGCAGGGAAUGAGGGAGCUGUGUGCUGCAGGGAAUUGGGUGCUGUGUGCUGCAGGGAAUGAGGGAGCUGUGUUCUGCAGGGAAUGAGGGAGCUGUGUUCUGCAG
This is a messenger RNA of Bombina bombina (fire-bellied toad), 5075 nucleotides long. It is a transcript of the gene P4HA3, whose product is annotated as prolyl 4-hydroxylase subunit alpha 3. The record is from RefSeq and is a predicted model, not a curated record. The transcript has 13 exons. Gene Ontology annotation, biological process: peptidyl-proline hydroxylation to 4-hydroxy-L-proline. Gene Ontology annotation, molecular function: procollagen-proline 4-dioxygenase activity; iron ion binding; L-ascorbic acid binding. Gene Ontology annotation, cellular component: endoplasmic reticulum. Bases 451 to 2091 code for a protein of 546 amino acids. Lineage: Eukaryota; Metazoa; Chordata; Amphibia; Anura; Bombinatoridae.